Molecule: messenger RNA, 1086 nt
Organism: Drosophila novamexicana
Lineage: Eukaryota; Metazoa; Arthropoda; Insecta; Diptera; Drosophilidae
Product: pancreatic triacylglycerol lipase
Exons: 4
Coding region: 12-1070 (352 amino acids)
Biological process (GO): lipid metabolic process
Molecular function (GO): lipase activity
Source: RefSeq, a predicted model, not a curated record
ACAGCUGCAGCAUGCGAUCCAAGCCCUAUUUAGGCUCUGCCUUGAGUCCAGCUCAGCUCAGAUCAGAUCGGAGCAGCAACAUGUCUGGAAUGUUUUGUUGCUGGCUGCUUUUCCUCUGCCAGCUGUGGAGCCUGCAGGCGGCCAGCCUGGAUACGCUGGCCCAGCAGAGCAGCAUCUACUAUCAGCAUGUGCCCUCUGAGCUGAGCCUGGAGCGUGUGGAGCAGCUCUCGAACGUAGACUCGCUCAAGCUGAUCGUGCACGGCUUCUUGGGAUCGCGCAGUCACAUCUCCAUCAUGCCGCUGCGCAAUGCCUACCAGGCGCAGGGCUUUGAGCAUGUGCUGAUUGCCGAUUGGUCGCCCGCUGCCAAUUUGGACUAUCCCAGCUCGCGACGUGCCCUGGGCAGGGUGGCUCUGGUGCUGGCCAAGCAGUUGGAGCAGUUUCUGGAGCGGCACAAUGUGUCCCAGGAGGCUGUGCACAUCGUGGGCCACAGCCUAGGCGCCCACAUUGCCGGCCGCAUCGGGCGCUAUUUCAAUGGAACCGUGGGCCGGGUUACGGGCCUGGAUCCAGCUCUGCCGCUCUUCACGCCGCGCUCCGAUGACGGCCUGCGGGCGAGUGCUGCUCUGUUUGUGGACGUCAUACACACCGAUUACCCGCUCUUUGGGGAUCUGACGCCGCGUGGCACUGCCGACUUCUAUGUCAACUUUGGUCGCGCACCGCAGCCGGGCUGCGAGGAGGUGGAUCUGCUGGCGGCCAGUAAGCUCAUCUUGGAGGCUUACAGCUGCAGUCACAAUCGCGCCGUGCUCUUCUAUGCGGAGUCAAUUGGCCUGCCCAGGAAUUUUCCCUCCAUUCCCUGCAGCUGGAAGGCCAUCAGAAGCAGUAGCAGCUGCUUGAAGGGUUUGGACGCGUUUAAUCUGAACAGCACGGCGAUCGAGCUGGCCAUUGGCAAAAUGGAUGAUGGCCAGGUGGUUUAUAUGGGCGAGCAGGUGACACACAGCGCCACCUCUUAUUACUUUCUGGAAACUAAUGCAGCGCCACCAUUUGGUCAAGGCGUGCACGCCAAGUUUGACUAAGUUAAGCACCAAGCGA